AUGGCAAAAUUGCUCGUUGUCAUUGGAGCCACUGGCACGCAGGGCUCCUCCGUCCUCAAGGCUUUCCUCGGACGACCGGGUGUCAAGUUGAGGGGAGUGACCCGCAACCGCGACGGGCCACAGAGCAAGUUCUGGGAAGACAAAGGCGUGGAAAUGGUCCAAGCCGACAUCGCAGAUGCCGAUGCGCUCCAGGCAGCGGUGCAAGGAGCCAGUAUUGUCUUCGCCAACACUGCGUAUCCCUCGCAAAUGGCGAUGCAGCCUCAGAUGCAGCAACGAGCAUACGAGGUGGAGCUCCAGCAUGGCAGAGAUAUCGUCGACGCCGUAUCCCGGGUAGAGACACUGGAGCUGUUCAUCUGGUCGUCCCUGUCCGCCGCUUCGAAGCACAGUGGAGGCACAUAUCGAAAGGUCUGGCAUUUUGGCUCCAAAGCGCGGGUGGUGGACUAUAUCCAGGAGGUGCAUCCACGCCUUGCGGCGAAGAUGUCGAUUCUUCAGAUGGGGCUUUUUGUCGACAAUUGGAUGCAUGGUCCAAUCUUUGUGCCGUGGGAGAAGGCGUCAGAUGAGUCCAAAAUGCUUAGAAUCCCCGGCGAUGGAGAUUGUCCGAUUCCGUUCGCUGUUCCCCAAGACGCUGGGAAAUACGUCCUCGCUCUGAUGAAUCUGCCCGUCAAAACCAAUUUGCUCGCCUUUAGUGACAGGAUCACUUGGGAAGAAUACGUAGCUCUGUGGAGUAAGAUCACCGGAGUUUCUGCGAAGUUGAUCAGGACGAGUGUUGCCGAACAUUCCAGAUUGGACAGGAACAGGGGAUUUGCAGAAGAGAUUGGAGAAAUGUACGGCUACUUGGGUGACUUUGGCUAUCAUGGCGGCGAUCCUUCCGUCACGUUUUCUGCGACUGUCCAGAUGGAACUGUCACCCACGAGCCUUGAAGAUUACAUCCGCAACGAGGACUGGUCUCCUUUGCUUUCCCGCUGA
Messenger RNA from Zasmidium cellare ATCC 36951, 966 nucleotides. RefSeq lists its product as uncharacterized. The coding region runs from base 1 to 966 and encodes 321 amino acids. Lineage: Eukaryota; Fungi; Ascomycota; Dothideomycetes; Mycosphaerellales; Mycosphaerellaceae. The transcript has 4 exons. The record is from RefSeq and is a predicted model, not a curated record.